UGUCUGUCUGUCACUUAGCAACAUCAUAGGGGGAAAAGAGUUUCUAUUGUUGAUGUACCUGUCCUGUUUGUUCUCUUUCUGUUCUCUGGUUCCUCCACAGAAACCCCUCUCUCUGGACCAGGACAGCUCAGUUCUGAAGGAACAGCAGGUUUUUCUGGAGCUCAGCGUGACUUUUGCAUUGGAGAUAGUGUCCACAGGGAAGACAGUGGGUAUUGUGGUGACGUCCAAUGGAACUCUACAGGAAGCAAUGACCCCGGUGCUCCAGAAGCAACGUCUGCUACCACAGGACGUCAUAGUCACCAUGAGUGGUAGCGUAGAGUCACUAAGCAUGAGCACGGCCUUAACCUCACUGGACAAGAAAAAGCUAACACUGGACCGAGUAAAAGGCUAGUAUGCUGCAAAGUUAUGUUUUUUGUGUGUAUUUAUGUUUAGGAGAGAGACAUAGACAGUGAGAUUGCCUGUGCUCAAAAGUAACACUAACGCUGAAUCAACCAAGCUUAUGCAUUUAUUUCCCAAAGGAGUUUGUGCAAUAUUCUGCAAUACACUUUUUCCUAUUAUGCCAAAACACUAUGAUUUCCCAUGACAAUUUUCUGUAAGACUUGAUCCUUUACGGUGCUUAAUCACCUAGUGUUUUUUUGUGG
Salvelinus sp. IW2-2015 is the source of this 641-nucleotide messenger RNA. NCBI's taxonomy places the organism in Eukaryota, Metazoa, Chordata, Actinopteri, Salmoniformes, Salmonidae. The record is from RefSeq and is a predicted model, not a curated record.